This is a messenger RNA of Peronospora matthiolae, 1542 nucleotides long. The record is from the annotation of a GenBank genome assembly. NCBI's taxonomy places the organism in Eukaryota, Oomycota, Peronosporomycetes, Peronosporales, Peronosporaceae.
AUGGAGAAACCGGUUGGCACCGAUAAUAAGACACAACUUACGUGCAAGUUGCCAGAAGAACGCAGUUUGUCGCGAAGUUUUGGCGCCAUUGUGGGUCUUCAGUUCCUUACGGCAGCAGCUUUCGGCUUUAUGAGUCCCAUUAUCUCAAUUAUCCUAACUGAAUACUUUGCCAGGUUGCAUCGAGAUGGCAUGCCAAUUGACUGCGGAGCUGAGUCCCGCAACGAGGCUUGUAUCAAAGGAUCGCAGGAGGCUGCCUGGUUCUCGAGUCUCUUCUCGGCUACAGGGUCGGUGGUGAAUUUCAUUCUCGCGCCAGUGCUCGGUCAAGCUUCCGAUGUCUAUGGACGCAAGCCGUUUCUGGUGCUAAGUCAGAUUGCCAGGGUUGGCACACCAUUCUUCGUCAUGUAUAUGAUGCACCCGGCAGGCUCCAUUGUUCCGUACUUUGUUCUAAGGCUAGUCGAUCAUGGUUUCGGGACUGCUGGUGUUCUCAGCGCCGCUGUUGCCGAUGUUGUCACACCUGAAAAUCGUGCGGCAGCUUUCGGAGUCCUUUUUGCGAGCCUCUCCGUUGGCUAUAGUACUAGUGCCUUUAUCGCGUCGCUAUUCUCCCGAGAGCACAUCUUGCAGAUAACUGCUGCUUUAUUCGUGGCACGGGUUCUCUGGGCAAUGAUUAUUCUGCCCGAGACACUGCCCACUCGAGAGCGUAUGAGCAAGAUACGAUGGGUUCUGGAAAGUCCCAUUAGCUCGAUGUCGAUCCUUGUUCGAAACAAGUUGUUCAUGCGCUUGACGUGUUUGAUUGCGCUCACGAGCUUUGUAACGAACGGGAUUUCCCAGAUCGAGCCGUUCUACUUGAAUACUAUCGUAGGAUUUGACGUCAAGAAUUUUGGUAUGAUGCGGCUUCUUGGGGGUGCAUUAGCUUUGCUGGGGCAAGGUUUAUUGCUCCAGCCCUUGGUAAGCUGUUUCAAGGAGAAAGGAGUGAUCAUCAUUUCGAUGAUCGCCACUUGGGUGAAUCUGGCUGGCUUUGCUGGAACUGCAUUCUAUUCACACAAAUGGGUAGUCUACGCGUCGUGCAUGCCUGGCCUUCUCAGCGACCUAUCCUUUCCAGCCAUCGCAGCUCUCAAGUCGAUCAACGUGUCAGACAAGGAACAAGGACGACUGCAAGGCGCAAUCUACGGUGCGCGAUCGGUCUUUGCCGCACUUGGCCCCAUCAUUUUCUCUUCUUUGUAUGCUUCUAUGAAGCGGCAAUCGCGUUGGACUCAGGCACUCCCGUACGUGGUGGCUGCAUCCAUCUAUGUUCUCGGGGUCGGGAUGGCCCUGUCGUUACCCGUUAGCAAGCUUCCUUCCACCCGAAAACUCCCUGCUGUUCCUGACGCUUUGCCGUCACCGACACGUGGUGAUUCCCUCUCCUCUUCCUCCGUCUACUUCGAGACCGACGAUGAUGCAACAGAUGAAGGUGAACUGGAUGCGAGUUAUGCAAAUUUGGACAACGAUGACAACCAUCUUGCCGAACCUUUACUGGGAGGCAGAUCCAGUCCAGCUGAAGUGUAA